CGGUGCGUUGUGCUGGUGAACCUCCCGGGCUUUGACACUUGACUUCACACGCUCGGAAAGAAACAAGAAAAACAAAACAGAAAAAAGGAGAGGAAGAAAAGACCUUAAAGCAGUGACAUCUUGACAAAUGACACCGUAGCUGAAUUAUGUUGUGUCAGAUCCCAGGUGUGAAAUGUCUACGUAACCUGAGGAGCAGCUCUCCAAGCACACCCAAAGAGCUUCUGGAGAACAGAUGACAACAGAACCCAAACCCUUACUGGCGCAGAAGUAAAAGUGAACGAUAUAACUGAGACCAAAUACGAGAGAAAGAUAGACACACAAAAAAAUAAAUAAAUAAAUAAAAGUUUUUUUUUUUCUUCUUUGGUUCAUCGAAGUUUGCGAAAAUGAUAACCAACUUGAUAAGGUCGGUGCCGACGGCGUUGCUCAGGAUGAUAGUCUUGUCCGUGGUUAGGGAAGCCGGUGAACACAACUAUGCGACGAAUAACAUAUUGGACCAAUAUGAUUUCAUUGUGGUGGGAGCCGGAACAGCCGGAGGAAUCCUGGCGGCGAGGUUGUCAGAAGUCACUAAUUGGAGGAUUUUGCUGUUGGAGUCCGGAGGUCCGCCGCCCCCCGAGAGCUUCGUGCCCGCCUUCAACAUAGCGCUUAUCGAGGGCGACGCCGACUGGAAUUUCCGCACCGUCCCGCAGCGCUUCAGCCAUAGGGCCUACCAAGACCAUGUGUGUCCGUUCCCGCGUGGCAAAUGCCUGGGCGGCUCCUCGACCCUCAACUGGAUGAUGUACGUGCGAGGCAACAGGCGGGACUUCGACAACUGGGAGGCCAUGGGCAACCCGGGCUGGGGAUACGAGUCUGCCCUCCGCUACUUCAAGAAGGCAGAGAACUACCGCGGCAAAAGGAAUAUUCAUACUCUCUCCUACCACGGACGCGACGGACUACUGUCGGUGGAGGACAAGCGCUGGAGUUCGCCCCUCCUCACGGGAUUCCUGAAGGCAGGCCAGCAGUUAGGAUACGAUAUCGUGGAUCCCAACGGCCCUGAGCAGAUCGGUUUCUCAGUCGCCGACAUGACUCAGCGCGACGGCCGGCGAGGGUCCACGGCAGAGACCUACAUCAAGCCGGCCGCCGCUCGACCCAACCUGGAUGUGGCUGUCAACGCGCACGUCACUAAGAUUAUCUUCGAUGAAAACAAGCGGGCGAUCGGCGUGCGGUUCAGACAGAAUGGGAAAAUGAGGACGGUGAGGGCACGGAGGGAGGUCAUUCUGUCUGCAGGGGCCAUCGGAUCCCCCCAUUUACUCCUUCUGUCGGGUGUAGGGCCGUCCAAGCACCUACAGCAGCACGAGAUCCCGGUAGUGGUCGACCUCCCCGGGGUGGGCCACAACCUGCAGGACCACCCGUCCAUCUUCGGCCUCGCCUGGACCACCAGGAAGGGCGUGUCUAUUUCCAUCCCGAGGUUGCUGGAACCAAAGUCGGUUAAGGACUAUAUCUUCAAUAGACAAGGCCCCUUCACCAGCCCCUUCGGAGUUGAGGGGAACGCCUGGAGUUUAGCCGAGAAGGGCGACCCUUACUGGCCUGACCUCCAGUAUCUCUUCAUCUCUGGCACUCCGGCGCUGGACAGCGGGCUCGCCAUCUGGGACCUGAUUGGCUACAGGAAAGAGGUGUUCUUCGAGUAUUUCGGCCACAUUCUUGGGCGCGACGGCUUCUCGAUCGGCCCCAUGCUGACUCGACCCAAAAGCCGCGGGACCAUCAAACUGGCGUCACGUGACCCUCUGCAAGCACCGCUCAUCGACCCCAAUUUCCUUAGCCAUCCCGAUGACGUCGAAACUUUCGUCAGAGGUAUCAAGUUCGCGCUCUCGGUGGGCAACGCUUCGGCCCUUCGAGACGAUUUCCAAGCAGUCUUCAAUAAAAAGGUGUUGCCCGGAUGCGAACACGAGGCGCCUGGAUCGGACGCUUACUGGUCCUGCUACGCCCUGCACAUGGCGUCCACCACCUUCCACCCGUGCGGCACGUGCAAAAUGGCUCCCUCGUCGGAUCCCUACGGCGUGCUCGACAGCAACCUUAAAGUGCGAGGAGUGUCGGGGCUGCGUGUGAUCGACGCGUCGAUUAUGCCACUAAUCACAACUGGCAACCUGAACGCGCCAGUUGCCAUGAUCGCCGAGAAGGGCGCUGACAUAAUCAAAUUAGAUUGGGGCGCCCCUGUUGCACCUUUGCCGUAGACGUGACCUGUUUAUUUGUUUUCCGAUACUGCGUUAGUCUUUCAAACUUACACUGAGAGAAGAAACAAUCGUCUUUUUUUCUUUGCCGAAACAUUGAUUUGCUAAUAUGAUCGGCAUCAUGCCCGUCUCUACCUCAGGUUUGUAACAAGUACCGUCUCCUCAGUUUGAUAAAAGGCAGCGAUAGGAAUACACAUAAAGUAUUAUCUGUCCACAUGUUUUCCCUCUACGGUAAAAAUGCUCUACGAUCUGAGCUUUGUGUUAAUGUGUUUUAAGCUCGCACCAGAAAUGGGAAGUACGUGACACCAUGACUACACUAGUUCUUUUAAAUCUCAAUUUGCAUUAACCUCUGAGUCGGCCAACUUGCCUCCGUCCUGAAUGAGUGGCAAGUCUAUUUACGCAAGAACGCCAGAGGGAAGUGUGUGAAGCACGUGAAGUUCUUUAUAAAGUGUACAGUACAACAGUCGUUUCGGUGAAGAAGAGACUUUCUUAAUUCAGAUUUGUACAUUAUUAGUUGUUUUUAUUUGUAGUAGGAGAGCACGCGCAUUUGUUUUAUAAAUAAGUUUCACUUACACUGUUAUUUGGAAGUACUCAGCAGUACCACGCGAUGUUAGCUAAUCACAAACAUUUGUUGCAUUGACACAAAAUUGUCCUUUUCAUGAAACAUUCAUCAGAGUGUCUCGUGAGAAUCUCUGAGGAUUAUGGCCCAACUGUCUAGAAUCGCCGGAAUGAAACUGCAUGGAGAGUGAACCUGGCCAAGGUCUCGGGAGAUCUGGCCAGCAGGUUCGGCGGGCUGCUUUCCCCUGGCCUGUGGGAGUGACGUGGCCAUUCGCUCAGUUAUCCAUUAGCAUCUCCGUUCCUAUUCCUCUUUUCUUUUCCUCUCUUCCUCCUCAUGUAUCCCGCCACACUCUUGA
This is a messenger RNA of Penaeus indicus, 3118 nucleotides long. RefSeq names its product glucose dehydrogenase [FAD, quinone]-like. NCBI's taxonomy places the organism in Eukaryota, Metazoa, Arthropoda, Malacostraca, Decapoda, Penaeidae. Gene Ontology annotation, molecular function: flavin adenine dinucleotide binding; oxidoreductase activity, acting on CH-OH group of donors. Bases 384 to 2207 code for a protein of 607 amino acids. The record is from RefSeq and is a predicted model, not a curated record. The transcript is spliced from 14 exons.